CCUGAACAUCAUGAGUGGCAGUGCCAGUCUAAGAUCAGUCUCCAGGACCCAGCAUGGCUCUGGUAUUCCAGUCACACAGAGUAUGGUGACAUCAUCCAAGCUUGCCCAGAAGAAGCCAAGAGGAGGCGCUACCAAGGAAGUGAAGGAGAUCCCAGUCAACACCAAGGUUACCGUGGUUUCCAAGGAGAGAGUGGAGGGGAUGCCCCCCAGGUCUGGUGAAAGGAACCCUCUGCUUUCCCGAAAAACUGGAAUCCCGCCCCCCCGCGGAGCAUCAGAGGGAUUGUGUGCGUCUGAAAGGAGGAACGUAACCAGAUCCGCCUUCAGCAGCCCUCAGACUCGGAGAAAGGAAGCUCCGAGGUCUAAAGACACGUUGGACGUCAAUAGGAAGUCCCUUCCGCUUGAUGUAUUCCGGGAUCCGAGGAGGAACGGGAAUUCUCGAGAUGGGAACACUAGAGUAGGGGGCAAUGCUAAUGUGGAACCUUGGGAACCCUCCAGCGGAGUCAGGCAGGCCGGAGAGGCCACAGCGUUCCCGGUCAAGGGAAGGUCUGCCUCCAGGUACUGCAAUGAGAACUUGCUCCUGAGGUCUCCAGGAAGGAAGGAGCCAAAGGCGAUGAUGCAGCACCCCAGAGCUAUCUAUGGAUAUGGCAGUUUCUCUGAUGAAGAAAUGGGCACCCCUGAAGACUUGCCCUCAAAACCAGUGUCACCCUUGUGCCCACCAGAAGGUGCCCCUGUCCAGUUGCCCACAGGGACCCAGCUGUGUCGAACUGUCAUGGCCACAGUGCCACCUUUCAGAUUGCAGAUCAAUCCUGAGAAUGAUGUGUCCUCGCUGGAGGACUGCAGUGACUGCUCAUCGGAUUCAAUGGAGCUGUGUUGUCAGGACUUGG
Molecule: messenger RNA, 884 nt
Organism: Polyodon spathula (Mississippi paddlefish)
Lineage: Eukaryota; Metazoa; Chordata; Actinopteri; Acipenseriformes; Polyodontidae
Exons: 2
Source: RefSeq, a predicted model, not a curated record